AUGGAUGAAGAAAUCAUGAACAUGUAUACGUCCUUCCCACAACUCGACUAUGCAGAGGGUUCCAGCCUACGGUCGACAAGUGUUACUUGGAACAGUGGCACUUCGGGGCUCAGCUUAGAUGAUGUGGCCUUUUCAUGGGCUGCUAUUCUUCAAAUCCUGACCGGAGAUGAUACCCCUGUCUUUUCUUUAAAUGGAGAUGCUGUGAAAACCGAUUUGUUAAAGAGGAGCUUUGAAAGGGUGAAGAUUGCCGAGAUCAGCCAAAAGGGACUUGGAUACACCGGAUCCGCCACGCCCCCCGAAGACUGCAGCCUUGCAGUGAGCUGUUCGUUAGAGCAGGGCAAUGGAUAUAUUAUAUCAACCGGCGGUGUCGCAAAUACUUAUCUUGCGCAACUUGCAAGGCAGCUUGAGUCCAAUAUUACGGCCUCUUCUCAAUUGUCAUCUAAUAAUAUUGAGCUCUCUGUUGUGAAUCCCGAGCCACAUUCGAUACAAGGCCCAUCCCUUUUACAUGGCAUGGUCUCGAAACGCUGCGGAGAAAACUUGGCCUUGGAGUUUCUCGAUAAAAAUAGAACCCGGUAUACGCUUAGUUAUGAUGAACUUCAUGCUCGUUCUUCGCACCUGGCGUCGCGCAUUCGGAACUCACUUGAAUAUUCGCCACCUACCACCCCAAUAAUUCCCCUUUUAAUUCCCCAGUCGCCAGAGUUAUACAUUACUUGGCUAGGCAUCCUCAAGGCCGGAGCUGCAGUUUGCCCCCUGCACAUAGAUGCUCCCCCAGACCGCGUUAACUUCAUCGUUAACGAUGUCGCUGCAAACUGCGUCGUUACGUUGAAAAGUUUAAUUGGAACAUUUUUUGGUGUUGAAAGGCCGCUUGUUGUUAUUGCCAUUGAUGAUGAAACCAGCGAUUAUGGUGGUACAGGGGCAGAAGGUGAUAUUUAUAUUCCUCCCGAAGGCCUCGCAUAUGUAAUGUAUACGUCAGGCUCCACGGGAGUGCCAAAGGGUGUUGCUCUUUCACAUUAUGCUGCAACCCAGGCGCUUCUAGCCCACGAGGAGCACAUCCCACAUUUUAAAAGAUUUUUACAGUUUGCUGCCCCAACAUUCGAUGUUUCUGUUUUCGAAAUACUUUUCCCUCUUUUUAGAGGUGCUACUCUUGUGGCUUGCGAACGCAAUUUGAUGCUAAAUGAUUUGAUUGGCGUGAUGACUGAGUUGGAAAUUGAUGCCGCUGAGCUUACCCCUACAGUGGCUGGGGAGUUACUCCGUAAAAGAAAGGCAGUGCCAUCUCUGAGACUUUUAUUAACAAUUGGUGAAAUGUUAACGCGGAGGGUUGUUGAUGAGUUUGGUUUUUCGAGCUCAGAUAACGGUGCUCUCUAUGCCAUGUACGGGCCUACAGAGGCCACAAUACAUUGCACCAUUGCCCCGAAGCUAUCCACUGGCUCGCGUGUGGGGAACAUUGGUACGCCCCUUCAAUCUGUCUCUGCUUUGAUCAUUCCUAUACAGCCUUCUGUGAGUGGGGAGCCAGAAGUUCUUCCAGUUGGUUGCAUCGGAGAGCUUGUUGUCGGAGGGUUACAACUCGCAACUGAGUAUCUCAAUCGUCCGGAGGAAAACCAGAAAGCAUUUAUUAUGAGCCAAAUAUAUGGACGGCUUUAUAGAACCGGCGACAAAGCUCGACUUCAUCCCAAUGGUCAAAUUGAAUGUCUUGGUCGGGUGACAUCAGGACAGGUGAAACUUAGAGGCCAACGUAUGGAAUUGGGGGAGGUUGAAAGCGCCAUUUUCAAAGCGCCCGGUAUUGUGAGCGCUGCCGCUUGUGUCGUGGAUGGCAUUCUCGUCGCCUUUGUCUCACAAGACGGAGGCUCGGGCCCUGGAGCCGUACGAAAAAUAUGUCAAAAGUGGCUUCCGAAAUUCAUGGUUCCCAGUGAUAUUAUUCCUAUGGAUACCUUACCACGUCUAGCAUCAGGAAAAAUUGACAGAAAAGCCUUAGAACAGAGCUAUUCUGCUUCUAAGCAAUUCCAAAGCACUAACCCCUCGAAGUACAGUUCGGAGACUGAACGCAAAAUAGCUGACUGUGCUGGCAAAAUUCUAUCAUCUCCAGUAGAUCCCCUAGAAAGUUUAACGAUGCUGGGUCUUGAUUCUCUCAAAGCGAUCAAACUUGCCUCGAGCCUGCGAAACAUGCGACUGAAUCUUGAUGUGUCACAUAUACUGGAGGCGGAUUCAAUUCGAGGCAUAGCGAAAAUUGCGAAGACUCUUCCUUCUAAAGAAGACCCUGGCUCAAUCUCCAUUUCAGCUUCUGAACCAUGGAUCAAUGUUGUUGAAGCUGCAAAUGCCGCCAUACGGUCCUUGGGGUGCCAUUCAGUAUCCUAUGAAGUGCUGCCGUGCAGCUCAAUGCAGAUAUCUAUGAUCGCAGAAUCCAUGAGAAUCAAAGGACCAUAUUCAAAUUGGGUCGAAUUGGAAUUUGGGCAUGAAAUAUCAUUGUCUGACGUACGUAGUGCAUUCUCUCUCAUUGCUGCACAAAACGAAAUCCUUCGAUCAGGUUUCGUGGAGACCAAUGUUCAGGGACAUACAUAUGCACAGAUCGUUUGGCAAUCUCUUCACGAAGAUGCGUUUGUUGAAAGUCACACGUUUCAAUAUGAUUUGGCAUUCCAUACUCAUUAUGAUUUACUGCGUCCUCUUUUGGUUGAACUUCAAGCGCGUAACGGCCGGAUCCGUGCUCUCGUCCACAUUCAUCACGCCAUUUACGAUGGAUGGUCCUGGGAGCAUAUUACGGCCGAUCUUCAGACUCAUUUGACUAAAUCGCCAUGCAAACAAAGACCGCAGUAUCGACUCUUUGUUGAUCAUGUUUCCAGAUUUCUCGAAUCGCAAGCAAGGAUAGACGCCAUUGAUUAUUGGCGAGACCACCUCGAAGAUGUUUCACCUACAGUAUGGCCCAACUUUCAGGAACACAGCGAUAUACCCCGCAGAUUGAGGUCAACAAAACGUAGGCUGGAUGUCGAUAUUUCAUGCCUGGAUGCCGUUUCCCGUGAUUUGCAUAUCAGUCGUCAAACGAUUCUGCAAGGCGCCCUUGCAAUUCUUUUCGGACAAUACAAUGGAAUAUCAGAUGUUGUUUUUGGCUCUGUAACUUCAGGUCGCACAGUUCCUGUGGACGGUAUUGAGGACAUCAUUGGCCCCUGCAUUAACACGCUUCCAAUUCGCAUCAAUUUGGAAAAAAUUCGAACGAUCCAGGACUUACUUGCCACUCUUCAUAGUCUCAAUAGAAGGUCGCUUGUUCAUGGACUUCUUCCGUUUCGCGACAUAAAGGCGGCAUCGAAACUCCACCCAAGCGUAGCGCUCUUUGACACCUUGUUUGUCUGGCAGGACACGGCGAAUGAACACCAUGUUUCACCAGAUAUUCUGGAUGAAGUCGCAUCGGCCGAUGCUUUAGAAUUUUGCCUCACUUUAGAAUUCGAUAUCAAAAAUGGUGUUCUAUCCGCAAAGGCUACUUACCAAGAGUCCACACUACCAGAGUCACAGGUUAAUAUCCUAUUUGAACAACUGGAAAAUUUAGCUUCCAUUUUUAUUGACAAGCCAGACCUCAAUCUCAAGGACAUAAACGAACAUCUUCCAUUAUCAUGUUUGUCUACGGAGAAUGCUCACUUCACCAGUACUGCUGUCCUCCCUAGCCUUUCGGAUGGAGUCAGGCAGGUCGCAGCUCUCGAUCCUUCGAGAACGGCUGUGGAGUUCCUAGAAGCGUUCGAUGCAGACAUGGGUACCAUCAGCAUUCAAAAACUAUCUUACUCCGAGCUUCUCACGCGUUCUGACUGUCUUGCAAAUCGACUCCGUACGCUGGGGGUUGGACCCGGAUCAUUAGUUUGCAUUUAUCUAGAAAAGUCACUUGAGCUUUAUAUAUCCAUAUUGGCUGUCAUCGACACUGGUGCCGGAUACGUGCCUUUGACUCCUCAAACUCCCGUUCAAAGGGUGCAUGCUAUUGUGUCUGAGGCAAGUUGCUAUGUUUGUAUCACUACUUCCCAUCUCCUGGCUAACUUAGAAUCCUUAAACGAUAUUAUUGCUCUUGAUUCCGAUGGUAUGGCGCUGAACGGCUUUACUCCCUCCAAGCUUAUACCUCAGAACGAAGGCCAACAUAUCGCAUAUGUCAUUUUUACCUCUGGAAGUACAGGUGUGCCCAAAGGUGUCCUGGUAUCCCAUGAUAAUAUGAGGGACAACAUUGCUGUCCUGUCCGAAAUAUACCCCACCUCUAACGGAUCCAAAUUGCUCCAGGCAUGCUCCCAUGCUUUUGAUGUCUCCGUGUUCGAAAUAUUUUUUACGUGGGCCAUGGGAAUGACCCUGUGUUCAGCAACAAACGAUGUUCUCUUUCGGGAUAUUGAACAGGUCAUUCGCAUAUUCAAUGUCACACAUCUCAGCCUUACUCCCACAGUUGCUUCUCUUAUCAAGCCUCAGAACGUCCCCCAAGUUCAGUUUUUAGUUACUGCUGGCGAAGCCUUGACUGCAGGAGUAGCGCAGGAGUGGGCUGGUGUUGGGAUAUAUCAGGGUUACGGUCCGUGCGAGACAACGAACAUUUGUACCAUCAAACCUCGUGUGAGCAAAGUGGAUUUCUUGAGCAACGUCGGAAAGCCAUUCAAAAAUACAUCAGCUUUCGUUAUUUCUGAUACACCAUCAUCUUUCUCUCUUGUGCCUAAAGGUGCUAUUGGAGAGCUCUGCUUUGGAGGUACUCAAGUUGCUUUAGGAUAUUUGAAUAUGCCAAAUCUCACCAAAGAAAAAUUUAUUGAGCAUGCGGAAUAUGGCAGAUUGUAUCGCUCUGGAGAUUAUGGGCGCAUGCUUCCUGACGGUUCUCUAGCCUUUGCAGGCCGUCGAGAUGAUCUAAUCAAACUCAGAGGGCAACGCAUCGAACUAGGGGAGAUAAACACUGCUAUCCUCCGACAUCCUCUUGUAAAAAGCUGUACAACCUUUGUUUACAAGUCCAGUGGGAAUCAACUGUUAGUGUCGUAUUGGGUACCUACUCCUGAAAAUAGCGACUGCGUCCUUAAGGGGUCGGAGUACUCAGCAUCUUUCUCUAGAGAAAUUUUCGACAGCAUUUCCCAAAUACUGCCAAAAUACAUGAUUCCUUCUUUUAUCCUACCGAUACAACGUAUACCUAUGACAGUCAACGGCAAAGUCAAUACGAAUGCUUUGGUGGAUAGAUUUUCUCAGUUAGCCCCUGAGUAUCUAGAUCUCUUCGGGAAUAAUUCAGAAAUUUCAGACAACACUGAAGAAUUUUCAGAGGCAGAGUCACAAAUUGUUCAACUUAUUGCCUCUGUGACCAACACAUCCCCUUCACUAAUUGGUCGUCACUCCUCGUUUUAUCGCUUGGGUAUGGACUCCAUCUCAGCAAUACCGUUCUCGAGGCUGCUGAAAUCGGCUGGGUAUGGUCAGGUAGAUGUUUCGGUUAUUAUGAAAAACGAUACCGUUUCCCGUCUCGUGACAGCUAUUAGCUCAAAAGUCAGCACCGAUAUCAUCAGACAGCAUGAUCUUCCCUCUUUGGGAAAACUGUUUUCUGAAAAAUUCAUUGAGAAAGUGAAAAGCAACGUAGAACAGGGCAAAGAAAUCAGAAAGAUUCUGCCAUGCACUCCAUUACAAGAAGCAAUGCUAUCAAAGUUUUCAUCCGUUGACUCCACGUCGUACUUCAAUCAUCUGACUUUUGACAUUCUGGCGAAUGUCUCCCAUUUGAAAUCCGCUUGGAAAGUCAUGGUUUCACGGCAUGAUAUUCUUCGAACAUAUUUCUUGCCAACAGAUAACGCCCGGUUCGCAUUUGCGCAAAUUGUCUUAGACACUGCAGAGUUACCUUGGACCCGCUUGAAGUGUUCUGAUGCGGAUUCAGAUAAUACCAAGGAAAGCCUAGCGCAUUCGGCGAUUUACCACGACAGAACAACACUGCCAUAUAUAUUCAAAGAGCUUUACAAUGCCACUACAAGCGAAACGCAACUACACCUCUUUAUUCACCAUGCCCUGUAUGAUGGCGAGGCAAUGGCGCGGCUACUUCAAGAAGUUGAAGAUGUUAUGCUGGGCAAAGAACUGCCCCCACCGGUGGCAUUUGACUCCUAUUUGGAGCUAAUGAUUCAAACAGACACUCAGGCGGCGGAUUACUUCUGGGGAGACUAUUUAGAUGGAUUUUUCCCGACAUACAUUGCAUCCCCCAAGCCUCGCGCGGGGAACCCUACGCAACGGAAAUUCCACACCUUUAGCUCCCAACUAGAUCACCCGCUUUCUUCUGUGAUAAACUCCUGCAAAGACGCCAACGUGACUAUUCUCAGCCUUUUACAGGCCGCAUGGGCAAAAUUGUUGGCAUUUUAUUCCUGCGCUUCUGAUGUCUGUUUUGGACACGUUACCAGCUGCAGGUCCCUGCCUGUGAACGGAGCGGAGCGGAUCGUUGGUCCUUGCUUCAACACCCUUCCUAUGAGAGUGAAACUAGACAAAAACACUAUUAAUAGUGAUCUUAUGCUGCAACUGCUUAAGUCUAAAGUACAAGUGCUCCCAUAUCAACUUACCUCUCUACGGCAGAUACAACAACGCUUUGCUCCUAAUGGUUCACGCUUAUUCGAUACACUUUUGCUUUUACAGAAAAGCCCCCGGCCGCUAGAUGGAGCUAUAUGGAGAUUGGUGAAUGAAAAUGGAGAUAUGGACUUUCCCUUUGUCUGUGAGGUCGUUCCAGAUACUGGCAAAGACUUACUCGAAAUCAAGAUCCAUUGUGAUGGGUCUCACGUUCCAUUGGAGGAUCUGGAUCAGAUGCUUCAGGACUACACGGAUUCAAUUCUCCAUACGUUGAAAUAUCCAUCCGCUAGGGCUGUGGAUACUAGUAUGCUACGCAGUAUACCUCGUUCUUUCAUCUGUAUUUCGAAACCUGAUGCUGAGAAGGAGAGUACGUUGGAUAACACAAAUAUCUGGACGGCCGAAGCAUUGGAAGUUAGAGAGUUAGUGUCAUCUUUAUCGAACAUUAAUACGACGAGCAUCGGACUUGAGACCACAAUUUACAGGCUGGGCCUUGAUAGCAUUAAUGCCAUACAGAUCGCCUCAACUUUGAAGACUAGGGGGUACGAGAUUUCUGCAGGUGAUAUACUAGAGACCCCAAGCAUUGCUGAAAUUGCGUUUCGACUUCGGCGACCAAGUUCAGAUGGAAUACAUCUGGAUCAAUCACCAUUAAGUUUUAAGUCUUUUGAAUGCCGUCAUUGGGACGUUAUUUGUCACACUUUAGGUGGUCUUGCAGGUGAAAUUGAAUCUGUGCGGCCAUGUACCACAGUCCAGGCUGGAAUGCUAGCAUUAUUCAUCAAUUCGGAAGGUGACUUAUAUUUUAAUCACAUGUGCCUCGAAUCUACGCAUCCUAUGGACGAAGGUCUUCUAAAAACGGCAUGGAAAACUACUGUCGAACGGAAUGAAAUGCUUAGAACAGGCUUCUGCCAUGUCAACGACGAACACUCGCCAUUUGCGAUGAUUACUUAUCGAUGUGGAGCAUUCGAGCUUCCAUGGAACGACCUACCAUGUGAAAACCUUGAUGACAUGCCAGAGCAGAUUCCAGUGCCAAAGGGCUCUGACUACCUGAAUCAACUUUUCCGGCCGGCUUGGUACUUAACGGUGAAGACGCUGUCUGAUCGUACAAUUCUCCGCUUUUCAGCUCUUCAUGCGCUUUACGAUGCUCAUUCUUUGAAUAUCAUUCUAUCUGAAGUUUCCCAACUUUAUAAUGGUGCCAAACUCCCGAGGCCACCGGCAAUAUCGCCUAUCUUAGAGAAGAUUUUAUCUAGAAGCUCUACUGAGGAGAAAGAGACAGAGAAUAUAUGGGAAGACAUAUGCAAAGAUAUGCCUGUCACAAAAUUUCCUGAUUUAAAUCCUGUUCGAACUGAUAAACUUGAAGUACGUGUACUCUCCCAGCCUUGCUCAAAGCCUUUAUCUAGUAUAGUUGAAGCUUGCUCUCAAAAAGAGAUUACUUUACAGGCAGCUUCUCAGGCAGCCUGGGCACGGCUACUCGCAUCUUAUGUUGGGGAAUAUGAUAUUACGUACGGAAUUGUUUUAUCUGGCAGAAGUAUCUCCACUGACGCUCAUGAUAUUGUCUUUCCAUGUCUUACCACCGUUCCUUCUUGCUACAAGAUUCGAGGAAGUAAUAUGGAGCUUGUUCAAAGAACAAUGCAAAUGAAUGCACUUCUAAUCAAGGGCCAAUAUGUUCCUUUAGCCAAAAUUCAACGUAUGGCACACGCAGAGACUACAGUGUUUGAUACGCUGUUUGUUUAUCAGAAAUUCAUGUCAACCGCAGACAGGAAGCAGUCUUGGAACAUAGUUCAAGAGGAGGCUGUGACCGAUUAUCCCAUUUCCAUUGAGAUUGUUCCUACACUCGACAAGUUGCAGUUUUGCGUAACAUUCAAGAGCAAUAUUCUACCUGUCGGUCAGGCUCAACUACUACUCGAUCAACUUGACUGGCUACUAGUCAACACCAUCUUUUCCCCAGAUUCAGAUUGCACUCAAUUUCAGCAGGCAGAUAGAGGACUCUCGUCGGUAGUUCCUAGAAAAGAUACUUUGAUAGAAGCUCCUGUUCGCCUCUUGCACCAAUUUGUAGAGUUGAACGCCAACGACCACCCCUCAAGAACUGCUCUUGAAUUUGCUUAUCAACACUCUCAUGACAAAUUGGCAGUCAAAAGCUGGUCCUACAAAGAAUUUAAUGAUCAAGGAAAUAGGUUUGCGAAUCUGCUUAUGCGGCUCGGCGCAAGAAAAUCAAAGCUGAUUGGCAUCUGUUUUGACAAGUGCCCAGAAGCAUAUUUUUCCAUUCUUGCAAUUAUGAAAAUAGGGUCCGCAUAUGUUGCAUUGGAUCCCGGCGCCCCGAUUGCGCGAAAGGAAUUUAUCAUCAAGGAUUCCGGGUCGAAUAUUCUCCUAUGCACCUCCAAAGACAAAAAGGACUUGAUGAGAAUUGGUGGUAUAGAAGUCAUUGCCAUAGAUGAGCCAAGUCUUCUAGAUGGAUUUUCAAGCGAACCUCCCAUUUUGGAAGAUCAAAUUUUCGGAGAUGAUACUUGCUACUGUCUCUAUACCUCAGGCAGUACCGGUGUUCCAAAGGGUUGCGAAAUCACUCAUAACAACGCCAUACAAGCAAUGCUUGCGUUUCAAAGAUUGUUUGCUGGCCACUGGGAUCAAACGUCUCGCUGGCUCCAAUUCGCUUCAUUUCAUUUUGAUGUCAGUGUAUUAGAGCAAUAUUGGAGCUGGAGUGCAGGGAUUUGCCUGACGGCUUGUCCAAGGGAUAUUCUUUUUGAGGAUUUGCCCGGGGCUAUUAGACAACUCAGGAUAACACACAUCGACUUGACCCCUAGUCUGGCACGCCUACUUCGACCUGAAGAUGUUCCUUCCCUUUGCCGUGGCGUAUUUAUAACUGGCGGUGAGGCACUGAAUCAAGAGAUUUUAGAUACUUGGGGCGAGAAACAAGUAAUUUAUAAUGGAUAUGGACCAACAGAAGUGACGAUUGGCUGUACCAUGCUUCCCAGGGUCACCCAGUUUGACAAGCCCUCAAAUAUCGGCCCUCAAUUCGACAAUGUCAGCUCUUAUGUUUUCAUACCUGGAACAGAUAUUCCGGUAUUAAGGGGCGGUGUUGGUGAGCUUUGCGUAUCAGGCCCGCUUGUCGGUCGUGGCUACUUAAACAACCCCGAAUUAACAGACAAAAGAUUCCAAUACAUGGAUGCGUGGGGAGAAAAGGUGUACCGAACUGGAGAUCUUGUACGACUGCUCCACGACAAUAGCUUCUGCUUCCUUGGCCGUAUAGACGAUCAGGUCAAGCUACGAGGGCAAAGACUUGAAAUUGACGAAAUCAAUCACGUUAUUAAAUCUGGUGCGGCGUUGGAGGGAGAAGUAGCAACGAUGGUACUAAAACAUCCUUCUGCUGGAAAAGAACAGCUCGUGACUUUUAUCACGCGGCAAAAGCUAUAUAAAAAUGAAGCAGCUGUGUCUAUUGACUCUACAUCAGAUACCUUGGAGAUUCUGCGUAAUAUUCAAAGAGCCUGUCACCUUGCUCUUCCUGGAUACAUGAUACCAACACAUAUCAUCCCCCUCACUAGGUUUCCAUUAUCCCCAAAUAACAAGAUUGAAAGGAAGUUACUGAAGCAAAUUUAUUCAAGCUUGACUCCAAGUGAAAUGCAGAGUCUUUCGCCAAACAAGAAUGAAACACAGCCUACCCUACUACCGGGUACUCAGAAAAUUAUGUCGGUUAUUUCCCAGGUGGCACGAUGCAACGUAUCAGACAUAACAUUGUUAUCGAACGUCUUCCAGCUUGGAAUAGAUUCUAUCUCUGCAAUAUCUCUAGCCCAGCAUUUGAGGGAAGCGGGCUUUUCUAGUGCUCGGCCAGCACUGAUCAUGAAACACCCGGUUGUCUCCGUACUAUCAGAAGAGUUAUGCAAAUCUGAUCAUGUCAAGCAACACCAGCAGCUGUAUCGGGUUGCUAAACAAAUAGUUUCGGCUUUUGCACACAAACAUCUAAACACAUUGUCCACGGAGCUUCAUAUCAACCCAAGUACUAUUGAAUCUAUAGCACCCAGCACACCACUACAAGACGGGAUGAUAUAUAGCUUCCUUGAAAAUCAAGGGAUGUAUCUUUCAAACUUUACAUUUGAGCUAGAAUUAAACGUCGACAUUUGGCACUUGGAGGAAUCCUGGCGCAAAACACAACGCACUACUCAAAUUUUACGCACCAAAUUUCUAGAAACUGUUGACGGCCAUGCACAGGUAGUACUAAAAGACGAUGCCUUCCCAUGGUUUAACAUUGAGACAAGUGAUACGGAUGUUUUGACUGUUUCAAAAACCCGAUAUACUGAGUGGCGCUCGACCUUUCGCAGUUUCACUGAGAAAAUAUGGGAAGCUGGGGUUAUUCGAGGGCCAUUAAAAACAGUUAUGUGCCUGAAUAUGUUUCAUGGCUUAUAUGAUGGUAUCAGUCUUCCACUCCUCUUAGAGACCGUUGCCCAAGCAUAUUUUGAUAUUGAGAGGCAACAAACACCGUCUUAUAUUGAUAUCUUGCCGUUUGGUCCGCUGGCCAAGAACCCUGGCGCCAGACAUUUUUGGACAGAGAAUUUAAAAACCAUCGACGAGCAUAAACUCAUAGCUACAGACGAACAACUUAAUGAUAAGGUUCAUAAUGCCACCGUCGAAAUGGUGACAGGGAAUCUUGAAGAGGUUCGACGAAACCUUGGUGUUACAGAACAAGCUAUAGUACAUGGCUGCUGGCUUGGGGCACUGAAGGAAUACUUUGGAUUUAUUCCUAUAAUUGGACUGAUAACCUCUGGCAGGGCCCUGGAUGUCGAUGGCGUAGAUAGCGUUAUUGGGCCGCUAUUCAAUACUAUCCCAAGUUGCGUCCCAGCCCCAGUCUCAGCACCAGCCCUGUUAUCAAUCAUGGAUCUUAUACAAGCUUGCCAUAAGUUUCAUAUAUCUACUCUUCCCUUUCAACACACACCACUCCGAGAUAUCAUGAAAUGGGUGGGCCGAGGUGUCGAUAAUCCUUUAUUUAACGCAUUAUUUGUAUUUCAAAAGGCUUCUGAGGACGCAACCAAGCUGUCAAGGUUGCUAUGGAGCCCUACAGAUUCCCAGUCAGAGGCUGAUUACCCUAUCGCUUUUGAGUGUACAGACCAUGGAAAUGAUUUGUUGGUCGCUACUCUUGUAGCCAAGAGCUCCGUUCUAAAUGCCAAUGAUACAACCACUCUAGUUCACCGGUUCAAAACCAUCCUUCUGCGAUUUCUAGAAAGCCCAUCGACAGCAAUGGCGGCCUACCCUGGGUGUGCUACUAUGGAUGCUAUUUCGGCCAUAAACCCCAUUGAAGAGAAGCCCCGUUCAGUCAACAGCAAUUUGGAUAACAACACCGGCGAUUUUGAAUGGAGCAACAAUGCCUGUCAGCUUCGCCGGGAAAUCUCAAUUCUGGCAAACGUUGACAAUACAGUAGAUGAAAAUACUUCUAUUCUCCAACUUGGUUUGGAUAGCAUUGAUGCUAUCAAGUUGUCGUCAAGGCUAAAGAAACUAGGAAUCAUUUUACCAGUUAGCAAGAUAAUGCACUGUCGAACUAUUAAGUCUAUGAUGAAAGAACUUUCCUCAACUCCGACAUGUAAGAACAAAACUCUCAUAUCACUGACGGCCCUUGAAAAAUCGUUCCGUGCAUGUUUAGAGAGUGAUGGUAUCGAUCUUUCCGAUAUUGAGUAUGUACUUCCUGCCACGCCAUUACAAGAGAGCAUGCUUGCAGAAAUGCUAGCGUCGGACUUUAUGCAUUACUACAAUCACGAUAUCUUGGAAGUUGAGCCUCAUAUUGACAGCCAAAAGCUGAAAGAAGCAUUGGUGAAAGGUGUUGAAGCCAAUCCGAUAUUCAGAACCUCAUUCAUGCCACUUUAUAACCCAAAUCUACCAUUUUCCUUUGUUCAGAUCGUUGGAUCAGCGGGCUUCGAAACAGAUUGGAUGGAGACAGCGACAGCCGAACAGUCAAUUGAUGCCAUCUUUGAAAAAGAAAGAAGACAUGCAAUAGAUAGCGGCCUGGGAGGUCCGCUAUUUAGAUUAAACCUUUUACACAGUGAUUCAAAACGAUUUGUGGUUAUCUCCAUUGCCCACGCGCUAUAUGAUGGCUGGUCACUCGACCUUUUCCACCAGAAUGUUGCAAGAUACUACUACUCAGGGGCUGAUCACGAGCAACAACUCUACCACGGGGUGCUAGAAUACAUCGUCAACUCAGCUAACAGUGAAACAUGCUCGCAGUUCUGGAAGGGGUACCUGCAAGGGAUUAAACCCGCACCCUUUCCGAGGCGGAGUGGAGGAAUAUCCCAUGAAAUUUAUCGUGCUGAGACAACUGCAGAGAUCUCCAGCUCAACUGUCCUCGCAUUUUGUAAAAGCCAAGGGAUCACACUUCAGACGUUGGGCCUUACGUGUUGGUUGGUUGUAUUAGCAAUAUAUUUAUGUCGGCUCGAUGUUGUGUUUGGUACUGUGAUGUUGGGAAGAGAUGCAUCAGACGCUGAAGAGAUCAUUUUUCCAACAAUGAAUUCUGUUGCUAUUCGUGGGAUUCUUCACGGUACUCGACGCGAUAUGCUUCGAUAUGUUCAAGAAAUGUUGGGCGGUAUACUGGAGAAUCAACACUUUCCUCUUCGAAAGGCGAAAGCCCUAUCUGCAAUUGGAAGCCAAGAUUUAUUUGAUACUUUAUUCAUGUUGCAAAAGCGCCCACCAGGUGGAGAUAUGCGGCUAUAUAAGUCUAUCGAAAGCUUAGCGGAGGUUGAAUAUCCAGUAUGUGUUGAACUGGAAAUAGUUGAAGACUCUGUCGUCUGGCGCGUUGCUUGCAAGAGCGAAACGUUGAGCAAGGUUGAAACGACCCAACUACUUGAGAAGGUUCAAUAUUGCUUUGCAGAACUUAUCCACAAUCCUGAAAGUCCGACAGUUGAUUUUAGGGAGCAUGAAGUCUCCGUAUUCGGCUCCUCGUUUUCUGUAGCCGACACAGAAGAACCGGAAGACUCCCACGAAUUGAAUGUCAAUUCAGAGCCGGAGACAACUUGGACAAUCAUGCAAGAGCAAAUUCGACGUGUUCUAUCGUUAUUGUCAAACACUCCCGAGACUUCAAUUACAAGAAAUACAACAUUAUUUCACAUAGGUCUUGACAGUAUUAGUGCAAUCAAAGUUUCAUCAUUGCUAAAAAAAGAGUCGAUUGUACUUCCAGUCAGCGAUAUGUUAAUGGCUGGUACACUUGAGAAAAUGGCUCGGGUAGCAAAGUUUGUUGAAACCCACUCAGAACCCUUGGAUAUCAGGUCAAUAUGCUCUAAGAUGUUGGAGGGGAUAUACCUUGGCUCACUACUACAACAUUAUGAUAUUAAAGAGGAAGACUUAGAAUUCAUUAUUCCAGCAACAUCAGGACAGGUAUACAUGCUGGAGAUGUGGAGAAAUUCCAACGGACUACUCUUCUUUCCAGAUUUUAUGUUUCGUUUAGAGGGAACUGUCUCACAAGAGCAACUGGAAGACAGCUGGAAUAAGGUAAUCCACCAGCUCCCAAUCCUCCGCACAAAAUUUAUCUCGACAGACGAUGAUAAUAUGACAUACUUGCAAGCCGUUUUUAAAUCCAAAAACGACCAAGUUAUCUGGAGAAAUGAUUUGAAAAAUCCCCUAAACCGCUUUCAUUCGCCGGAAAGGAAUUCGAGGUUAGUAACGCUAUACGCUUCACAAUGCAGCUCAGAAACAGUCGUGAUGCUACAUAUUCACCACGCGUUGUACGAUGCAGUGAGUCUGCAACGGAUUAUAGACCUACUUUAUAUGUCAUGCUGUGGUAAAUCCAUGGUGUCUGGGGCUAUGGAAGACAUAUCCCACUUCAUUGCCUUUAGCCACACUAAUUCACCCGCUGAAGCCCGCAGGGCGUUUUGGACAAAAUACUUAACAGGCGCAAGCCAAGAAUAUAAAACUCCACCAUCUAGUAUUUCUAGGACCUCUCAUUGGCCAGGAACAUUGCCAAAUUAUCAUCCUUCUCUCGUUGCUGAUAUCGAAGACCUGGAAAAUGUGGCACGGACCCAUGGCGUGUCUAUUCAAUCCAUAUUCCUGGCAGUAUACGCCAAAAUUCACAUGAAAUACUUUUCUCACUGUUCAAACAGCACGCAUGAAAGCUUGGUACUCGGCCUCUACCUUGCCAAUAGGUCCAAUGCAAUGGAUGGACUCCUAGAGCUAGCAGCGCCGACUCUGAAUAUUGUCCCACUGCAUAUCAAAAAUCCGCGAGGCUGUGCUACUAUUCAGCUGGCUCAAUCUAUCCAGCAUGAUAUACACAGCAUCAGCAAUAUCCAGAAUUCAUGCGUCUCCUUGAAUGAAAUUGCAAAAUGGACUGGGGUGACGCUAGACGUGAUUGUUAACUUUCUCAGAUACCCAGAUACCACAAUAAGUCAUGACGGCAAUGAGCUGUCCAGUUUUAUGCUACUUGAAGAAACGGAUAUGACGAAAGGUAUGCCAAGAGAGCCAGGAACCUUCCACUUGGAGGCGAUUAGUGGAGGGCAUAGAACCCAAGAUAAUGAAGCAGAAUCUCGGCGUAUUUUUAAACCGUCGAUCGAUGUUGAAGCAGCCAUCAGGCACAAUUCAUUAGAUGUCGGUAUUUUUGGCCCAGAGACACGGAUUAAUAUUGGCCUGUCCGAAGCCAUUAUGGGUGAAUUGAAGCAGGAGUUGUUUGACAUAUACAGGACUACUAGACGGGAAGAAAAGGACUAG
Messenger RNA from Ophidiomyces ophidiicola, 15171 nucleotides. RefSeq lists its product as uncharacterized. The record is from RefSeq and is a predicted model, not a curated record. The coding region runs from base 1 to 15171 and encodes 5056 amino acids. Gene Ontology annotation, biological process: amino acid activation for nonribosomal peptide biosynthetic process; secondary metabolite biosynthetic process. Gene Ontology annotation, cellular component: cytoplasm. Gene Ontology annotation, molecular function: phosphopantetheine binding; catalytic activity. Lineage: Eukaryota; Fungi; Ascomycota; Eurotiomycetes; Onygenales; Onygenaceae. The transcript is spliced from 9 exons.